GAUUUACUUAUUGGUGUUUUCAAACCUUGUUUUCUACAUUUACCUUUGCCCCAUUUCUCGGUAUGUAGUUUUAGACUGUUGGUAUAUGCUAAUAAUACAGAGAGGUGAAAAAGACUAUAAAAGUUGUAUGAAAUGCCUUGAAAUCUUGAAUUAGAUAUUGAAAAGCUUCUUGAAUUUGAUGCUUACACUUCUUACUUGUAUAAGAACUUGCUUAUUUGUAGUCCUGUUGCAGCAAAGUAUCGUAGAAUACGAUUAUUAGGACGGCUUUCGUUAAGGAUCAGUCAAAUUUCUUGGUCUUGUGGACAAUCCAUUUUUCGUGUGGAUAUGUGUUGAUGGUUAAGAAGUGGCGUGUGAUAGAUUUCCAUACAAAUGAAUUCUUCAACAUACACUCAGUUUGUUGCCUCAAGAAGGAUGGGUAUAUGCGAGCCGAUCCAUCAAAUUGGCAUGUGGGAUGAUUUCAAUGCUAGUUGCCCGAGUACAUCGGCAACCAUGAUUCUAGAAGUUGAGAAAUGCUUAGAGGACCAGAUACCGAUUAUGGACAAAAGAUUAGACAAUGAGACAGAAGAUACUUCGCAUGGAACAGUAGGGACUUCUAAUAGAUAUGAAGCGGAAACAAGUAAACCGAUCGAGAAGGUACUUAGACGUCUUGCUCAAAACCGUGAGGCUGCUCGUAAAAGCCGUUUGCGGAAGAAGGCCUAUGUUCAGCAGUUAGAAAAUAGUAAAUUGAAGCUGAUUCAAUUGGAACAAGAACUAGAACGGGCCAGAAAACAGGGUCUGUAUGUAGGUGGUGGUUUAGAUGCUAGCCAGCUAAGUUACUCUGGAACUGCUUGCUCAGGAACUGCUGCAUUUGAUACGGAGUAUGGUCAGUGGGUGGAAGAGCAAAAUAGACAAACUAAUGAUUUAAGGAAUGCUCUGCAUCAUUCGCAAAUUGGUGAAGCGGAACUGCGCAUUAUCGUUGAUGGUUGCCUGAACCACUAUUUUGAUCUCUUCCGAGUUAAGGCUACGGCUGCUAAAGCUGAUGUCCUAUAUAUCAUGUCUGGCAUGUGGAAGACAUCAGCAGAACGCUUUUUUAUGUGGAUUGGGGGGUUUCGGCCAUCCGAGCUUCUAAAGGUUCUCACACCACAUCUUGAGCUCUUGACAGAACAACAACUCCGGGAGGUUUGUAAUCUCACGCAAUCGUGUCAACAAGCAGAAGAUGCCUUGUCACAAGGAAUGGUAAAACUCCAUCAGAUUCUUGCUGAGGCUGUUGCGGCUGGCCGACUAGGUGAAGGAAAUUACUCUCUUCCGCAGAUGGGACCUGCAAUCGAUAAGUUGGAAGCUCUUGUUAGGUUCGUAAAUCAGGCAGAUCAUCUUCGCCAAGAAACACUCCAACAGAUGUCUCGCAUCCUGAAUACACACCAAGCAGCUCAGGGCUUACUUGCCUUGGGGGAGUACUUUGAAAGGCUUCGUGUUUUAAGCUCACACUGGGCUACUCGUCUUCAUGAGCCUUCCUAAUGAAGCAAUAGAAGAUCCCUUUAUAGUUUAUACACCAUUUGACGAGUUUUGCCUAUACUAUGUAAGCUAAAAUCUAGCACUUGUUUAUGUCAAUAAAGCUUUCAAUAUGAAUAUAGGACAUUACAUGAGUUGUACAAAGUGUCUAUCCAAAAUCUCACAUAAAGUUUUGUGAUUUUUGCCUCUGUAUUCAAGAGUCUAUUGUGGUAUUAUGUUACCGAGCAACUUUUGAACGCUUUGGAGAUGAGAAAUUUAUAUGUAAAUAACAUGCAUCUGAGUAAUGGCAUGGCCAAUAUCAUGUUAUGAUUUCUCGUGAGAA
Molecule: messenger RNA, 1810 nt
Organism: Solanum dulcamara
Lineage: Eukaryota; Viridiplantae; Streptophyta; Magnoliopsida; Solanales; Solanaceae
Product: TGACG-sequence-specific DNA-binding protein TGA-1A
Exons: 9
Coding region: 370-1494 (374 amino acids)
Biological process (GO): DNA-templated transcription; regulation of DNA-templated transcription
Molecular function (GO): DNA-binding transcription factor activity; sequence-specific DNA binding
Source: RefSeq, a predicted model, not a curated record